AUGGCCACCAAAAGUCCUCCAAGAAAGCGAAAAGAUCCUGGCGCUCCCGUUUCCCCUCCACCCCUCAAAAAAGCCGUGAAGAGCACAACUACAAAAUCCGCAGUUGCAAGCUUUUUCACGCCAGCCUCCCAGAAGCCAAAAGAACGAACGAUAUGGUCAGAACGAGGUCCCUCCGAUGACGUUCCCGCAACCCUCUUGGUAGGCAGAUACGAGCCAGAGAAGAAAGACGAUACAGCCCAUCAAAAGCGACGGAAGAUUGCCGCAUUUGAUCUUGAUUCAACGCUCAUUACUACAUCGUCGGGAAAGAAGCACGCCUCCAAUGCAGCUGACUGGAAGUGGUGGGACAGUAGAGUUCCUGGUCGGCUACGAGAGCUGUAUGAGCAGGAAAACUACCAUGUCGUGAUUCUCUCCAACCAGGCUGGAUUGACGCUGCACUUUGACGCAAACUACAAGGGACCAAAGGCUACUGCCCAGAAACGUGUUGCGGAAUUUAAACAAAAAUGCAAUGCUGUGCUCACAAGUCUCGACCUCCCCACAUCCGUCUAUGCGGCCACAGCAAAGGAUAUUUAUCGAAAGCCUAGGAUAGGCAUGUGGAAAGAACUCUGCGAUGACCUCGAAAUUCCUGAGGAGGAGAUAGAUCUAAAAGGAAGCUUUUUCAUCGGCGAUGCGGGUGCAGUAGCAAAAGAUUUCAGCUGUUCCGACAGGAAUUUCGCACACAACGUCGGCAUCGAUUAUCUAACGCCUGAAGAGUUUUUCCUGGGAGAGAAGCCCAGGGACUUUAUCCGGGAGUUUGACCUAGUAAAUUUUACACUCCCAGACGGAGACGGAGAAGCCGACGCUGCUAAAGACCUCUUUGAGAGGAAAAACGACCAAGAUGUCGUCUUGUUCUGCGGCCCUCCCGGAGCGGGAAAGAGUACAUUUUAUUUCAAAUGCCUCAAGCCGCUCGGAUAUGAACGAGUGAAUCAGGAUACACUAAAGUCCCGCGACAAAUGCAUUCAAGCUGCCCGAGAUUUGCUCAAAGAGGGCAAAUCUGUAGCUGUUGACAACACCAACCCAGAUCCCGAUACGCGGGCUUUGUGGAUCGAGGUGGCCAAAAAGGCGGGCGUUCCAAUCCGGUGUGUCUGGUUUUCAACACCAGUAGUAGUAUGUGAACAUAACGAUGCAGUUCGAGCGAACAAUGCCACACUCAAUCCAGAGAAGAGAGAGAUCCUGCCCAAGCUGGCCUUUACUGGAUUCUCAUCAAGGUUCAAAGAGCCAAAGGAAAAAGAAGGCUUUCAGGAUGUGACGGAGGUAAAAUUUCAAUUCCGAGGCACAAAGGAGGAAUACGCCCUCUGGGGCCGAUAUUGGAUAUGA
Messenger RNA from Trichoderma breve, 1353 nucleotides. Its product is annotated as polynucleotide kinase 3 phosphatase domain-containing protein. Lineage: Eukaryota; Fungi; Ascomycota; Sordariomycetes; Hypocreales; Hypocreaceae. The transcript has 4 exons. The record is from RefSeq and is a predicted model, not a curated record. Gene Ontology annotation, biological process: DNA repair. Gene Ontology annotation, molecular function: ATP-dependent polydeoxyribonucleotide 5'-hydroxyl-kinase activity; polynucleotide 3'-phosphatase activity; double-stranded DNA binding. Bases 1 to 1353 code for a protein of 450 amino acids.